UGCUAGUGAGAAAACGAAUAAAACACAACUACCUCUUUCGCUCUCACUCUCUCCCCCUCUCUCUCUCUCUGCUGUGUUCGCUUUCAGAAUUUCGCGACCUACGAAGAAGCAGAAAAGAGACCCAUCGAAUGCACCAGUCCAUGAUGGACGAUUUUCAGAAAUUGAUGGCCUUGAAGCAGGCGUACGCGGAGAUUAUCUUAGGCAUGGCCAAGGAGGCGGCGGGGCGAGUCAUGGCAGCCGAAAGAAGAGCCACUCAGUUUCAGGAGGAGCUAUUUAGUUCAAAAGGAGAGGCGCUGCGGUUGCUUUUGAGGUUAAAGCAAAUGUGUGAUGCCAAGUUGAGUGAAGCAGAAACAACAUCAGCAUGGCAGCAAGAAAGAAUUGAAGAGCUUGAGGCACAACUUCAGGAAUCUGAGAACACUGUCAAAGAGCUUAGAGAAGAGUUGAAUAAAGCUCGAGAUGAGUUGGAAAAUGAAAGAACUCAUAAAUCGCAUCAAGUUAGUAAGACUCUUACAAUUGGUGACACUGUCAAACCUGAAGAAGUUUUAGGGGGAAACAGACGUAAUACUUCUCGUUCCAUAGGACAGUCUCAGUCCGAUUCACAGACUGCAGAUGAAGUUUCUGGCAUGAAUAUCAGUUCCAAUAAAGUAUCAGGGGGGAGUAAUUGCUCCUGUAAAGGUCAAGCUCUCAAAAACUACUGUCGUGUUCAUAACCGUAAUUUUUCUGUCACAGUAAUGAGAGGCAAAGGGCCAAAGCUUAGGAGAAACAAGGGCACUCGGACAGUGCGGGCAUUUGAAAAGAAUUCGUCUGCACAGCUGUCUUUCUCCGGACAAGAGGAGAAUGUUGAACAUAGGACAUACAGUAGGGGAAGAGAAGGCAAAGUGUCAGCUGCGGUAUCCAACCUCUCUGUGGAUAAGAAUUAUGGGAGGAAGAGAGAACCCUCUGCAUUGAAAAUGAUAAAAGCGGACUGCAAUGAGGUCUCUAAAACUGUUACAAGAAAAAGAAAAAGGACUCCAGGAUGCAGAAUCAAAAAUACCUCGUGGGGGAAGCUGCUUGACCAGACUUUCACAAAGCAGCGAGCAACUGAUGUUUUUUCCUUCGGAACUUCUAAGGAGUCUCAUCCACCACGCAGACUACAUUCACCUUCAGAGGCAACUGAAGUUAUGGAGAAAUCAGGUGCUCUGGUUACUCUUAAAGAUGCUGAGCUUGUUAAACCUGGUAUUAUGGUGGAUGCAACUAACAGGAGUAAGAGGCCAAAGGAAUCAGAAAAUAUAAGACAGGGUAAUGGUGGAGUCCAGCAUAUAAAUGUUUUAGCUGCCACAUCAGAUCAAGAUAAAAUCAACGACUUGUCAAACGCAGAUCUGAAAGCUUCUAGUGUAAGUGACGGAAUUUCAGGCAGACCUCUGGAGAAUAAGCUUCUCAAGUUCACAUUUACUAGGCGUAAGAAGGAAACUUUGUGCAGCCCUAAUGGCACUUUCUGUGGUGCUGAUAUUACUUCGAAGCCAAAGGAACAAAAACUUGACCAUUCUUUGAAGAUGGAGAACUCUGCCCUUACAUGUGAAACAUCUCAAGACAGUCAACAGCUAGUGCAAAUUGCAGAACAGCUUAUCUCUCUGGCACGGAAUAAAUGGGAUUAGAGGCCGUGUCGCUGUUAAAGAAGAGAGACCGGGAAGUUCCUCAGUAGCCCGGUUUCAAAGAAAACAAUUUUUUUUGGUGAUUUCUAUAUAAGUAGUAGCGAGACAGGUAGCAUUCUUGAAAAGGAAGCGAUCCGAUCAUCUAUGAACAAUAUUUGCUCCGUAAUUUAUCAUUAGCCUCGUAGUUAUCCAACUAUACCUUAAUAAUGACCAUGGAAUAUGCAUGGUAUAGUUAUUUUUUACUUAUUUUUUAUAACAGUAUUAUAGAUAGACAAAUAAAACGAAACUUUUCAGUAUAUAUUUAAUGAUGACAUUCAUUGUUGUUA
Messenger RNA from Syzygium oleosum, 1957 nucleotides. RefSeq lists its product as uncharacterized. The coding region runs from base 129 to 1634 and encodes 501 amino acids. The transcript is spliced from 4 exons. Lineage: Eukaryota; Viridiplantae; Streptophyta; Magnoliopsida; Myrtales; Myrtaceae. The record is from RefSeq and is a predicted model, not a curated record.